UGCGCCGUUUAUCGUUGAAGCACGGUGUCCAGCUUUCAGCUUUCCUCGCUCUCCCGGACGAAAUCCUCGAUGAAAUCGUCUCAGAGCUCGACCAACAUCGGGACCUCGUUUCGUUCGCACUCACCUCGAAAGCAUGCGCGGCGACUGUCAUUCCCCACCAUACGCAGUACCGGAUAUUGCGCGUGCGGAACACGCUCCCCGACAUGUGGGCCCACCUCGCACGGCGCUCAGAUCUGGCGCGCAACGUGCGCGCGGUCCAUAUCUGCGAACGGCACAACUACGGGAUGCCCGAUCACUACCCGACCAGGCUCAUUGACAAGGCCCUCGAUAGAAACUUAGAGAACGCAGAAGAGAGCGUCAGGAUACGCAACCUCUGCCUGGCGCUGGGCCAUAUGCAGCACCUGCGGGUGUUUAGCUGGUCGUGGAGGGACGUCCCAGGCUUCCAGCGCCCCACAUCACACCCGGCCCACGAGAACGCCGUGCUGACCGCCGUCGCCCGGUUACCAAAGCUCGAAACCCUCAGCCUGAACGGCAGUUUCGCAAUGCAUGCUAUACACUCUGCUCUUGACCCGAAGAGCCUGAUGUACCCGGUCUGGGGAGUCAGCAACUUACAAUCUUUGACCCUCUCUGGUGAUACGUGGUCAAAGAUAGGCAAUUCGAAGCAUCUUGUCCAUCUUUUGUCCCGGUCGCCGAACUUGGAGGAUUUGGAAGUGCCUAUGGAGUUUGUGCAUCUAGCGGAUUGUACACUCCCGAAACUCAAGAAACUGAAGCUCCUGAUGCAAGCUGGGGCGAGUAUGGCAAUAGAUCACUCUCGCGCUCGUUUCCUGCAGAACCACCCCUUGAUCGAGGAGCUCAAUUGGUCGCCCAUUGGGAACCCGUGUAUAUCCCCGGACACCCUGCCCAACCUGAAGACUCUCGUUUCGAAUCGGCAGUUCAUCAUCGCGCUCAAUGAUCCAGGCUUCGGGUCGACCACGAGCCCCAAUCCCAGCUUGUCUUUGCUGACACCUCCCUCGACGCCCAUCAGCUUGAGCAGUCCGCCCUCUGCGCCAACACCAACACCAACACCAACACCGUCUGACCCAGACCCUGCAUCUCUUCCACCACUUCCCCCGACGAUUACCCGUCCGAUUGAAUCCCUGGACGUUACAGGACUGGACGCUCAAACGCUGUUGGAGCUCAAGUGCAUCGACCACUCCUGUCUUCGCAAACUCAAGCUUCAUACCUUCGGCGACAUCUCCACUCUGCACGAACUUGCAGAGACUUUCCCGAACAUUGAGUGGCUGUGGUUACCCCCUCUUCAUCUGCCAUCGGAUGCUUCCUAUCCAGUCUCGCUGUCAAGGGAGCAAUGGCUCGAAAUUCUCCCCCGUUUCACCAAUCUUCAAGUGUUCCGUGGUCCCGGCCUAUGGUCGUCGGUCAAGAACGAUAAGCAGGCGAUGCAUGAGCUUCUUAUGGACCUCAUCGCCCUCUGCCCGAACCUCCGCGAAGUCGAUCACUGUGAUUUCUACGAGAAGUUUGCUGCUUCCAAGCGUGUGCAGAUCACCCGGCUAGAAGGCGAGGAUGGACAUCAACAUGUCAACUAUCAGGUGGCGAAGCCUGGUUUAAGGUAUCCGUUCGAUGUCAUGGACGGCGCCUUCGCUUGAA
Messenger RNA from Cyclocybe aegerita, 1641 nucleotides. The record is from the annotation of a GenBank genome assembly. Lineage: Eukaryota; Fungi; Basidiomycota; Agaricomycetes; Agaricales; Hemipholiotaceae.